Messenger RNA from Teleopsis dalmanni, 5735 nucleotides. It is a transcript of the gene CLIP-190, whose product is annotated as restin homolog. The coding region runs from base 8 to 5380 and encodes 1790 amino acids. The transcript has 15 exons. The record is from RefSeq and is a predicted model, not a curated record. Lineage: Eukaryota; Metazoa; Arthropoda; Insecta; Diptera; Diopsidae.
AAACAGCAUGAGUCGUGAAAGCGAUGACAACUUGAGUUCAAUAAAUUCAACGUACACAGAUUUGUACCAAGAAACAGUGAAACGUUUUACACGUUCCUCGCUAUCACCAGAGAUGGAUCGAUUCUCGCCGUCGCGUAUGUCUACGAAAUCAGCAUCUACAUCCCAGAAAUCUUACGAUCUGUAUCUCGAAGCCACCGGUCGCAGACGCAGCUCAGAUCACGGCGCUAUCUUAACAGCUGAUACCGAACAAUUUAUAAUCGGUCAGAAGGUUUGGGUCGGUGGCAUACGUCCAGGACAAAUAGCAUAUAUUGGUGAAACACAUUUCGCACCUGGUGAUUGGGCAGGUGUUGUUUUGGAUGAACCAAAUGGUAAAAAUGAUGGCUGCGUUGCUGGUAAACGCUAUUUCCAAUGUGAACCGAAACGUGGUAUAUUUUCACGUUUAACACGUCUCACACUUGUACCAUUAGCUAGCGCUUGCGUUACCCCAACUUCGCCUUUGUCCAAAAACUCACCAGAACGUUCACGUACAGUUUCACCAACUGCUAGCAUUCGCAGCUCACUUCUGCGUAGCCCAAGCAAAAACGGACUUACCGUUGGUGAUCGUGUAAUAGUCUCAUCUGGAUUUGGUAGUCGCCCUGGUAUUCUACGUUACUUGGGUGAAACUCAAUUUGCUCAAGGAAACUGGUGCGGUAUUGAAUUAGAUGAACCCACUGGCAAAAAUGAUGGCUCCGUUGAUGGUAUCAGAUACUUUGAAUGUAAACCUAAAUAUGGUAUUUUUGUGACAAUAGCAAAGGUUUCAUUAUCGCCUUCAUCGAAAAAAACGCGUCUUUCUAGAGCUGGCUCUCGCGAAUCUCUAACAUCCAUUGGAACAAUGAAUAGCAUUGCCACAACGAAUACUUCGCGUAUGCGAAUGAAUGCUCAGCGCAAAUCGCCGUCAAUUAAGCCAAUUUCAACGCCAAAAAGUCAAUUUUCCAUGCAGGAUUUGCUACGCGAAAAACAUAAUCACAUUGAGCAAUUGCUGAUCGAACGAGAAUUAGAUCGAGAAGAGGCACAGAAUCAGGCGCUUCAAUUUCAAAAGAAUAUAAACGAGUUAAACUUAAAAAUAAACCAACUGCAACUCCAAUUGGAAGAUGAACGUAAGAAAAGUGAAGAAUUGCAAUUCUCUAUACAUGAAGCACAAUGCUAUGGAGAUGAGUUAAAUGCUGAAACUCAAGUUUACAAAGAAAAAAUUUCUACACUGGAAAAUAAACUGGGAACAUUGAAAUCUGAUGUUGAAAAGACAGAUGAGAGCAAAGAUUUGGAUCAAGAAAGUGCUGCAAAUGAAAAACGAAAUGAAGAAACACGUUUAUUAGAGAAACUCAAGUACCUCGAAAAUGAAAUUCAAACUUUACAAAAUGAGCUUUUGGCAAAAGAUGAAAGUUUAGAGAAAUUUUCGCUUUCGCAAUGUGGUAUCGAAAAUCUACGACAAGAACUGACUUUACUUAAAGAAGAAAAUGAGAAAGAACGACAAUCCGCCUCCUUAGACCUCGCAAAGAAAAUGGAAGAAAAGAACACAGAGCUGCAACAAUUACGAGAAGAGCUAUCCACAUACGUUAAUAAAUGUAACCAACUUGAGAGUAAUCGUGCACUCAUUGAUGAUGAACGUGAAGACUCGAUGGCCAAAUAUAAUACUCAGCAAAUCGAAUUGCAAGAGAUGAAGGAAGAAUUGCUGAAACUAAGAGCUGAUUUGAGUAUUAAAACCGCAGAGAGCGCUACGCUAGAUGAACUACUUAAAGUAGAACAAGAAAAUUAUACUGAAGUCAAUGCCAAACUGUUGCAGCAAACAGAGGAGCAUGCGAAAUUACAAGCAGUGACCGAUGAACUUCAAAAUGCAAAGUGUGGUUUUGAGGAAAAACUUGAACAUGCCAGAAUUGAAAUGCAGAAGCUUUCUUUAAUGCAAGAAAGUGCCGGAGCUGCUGCAUCAAGUAUUGAGAGUGAGAAACUGGAGCUGUCAAAACAACUUCAAGCUGCACUGAAAGAGCUAGAUAUGAAAAAUCUUGAAUAUAAUAAAUUAAGCGAAGAAUGCAGUGACUUAAAAGAAGCAAAUGAAAAUCAAAAAUCGAAUGAAAUUGCUUUACGGGGUGAAUUGACAACAAAAAAUGAACAAAAUGCUGAAAUAAGUAAGGAGUUACAUUCAGCUACAGAAUUGGUUUCCAAGUUACAAGUUGAUAUUGUAGAGUUAAAAAAACAAAAUGAAAUAUCAAUCGAAACAAAAGCGCAAGUGAUUGAAAGCAUUAAAUCUGCAAAAAAUGAUUUGGAACGUCAAGUCAAGGAGUUAGAAAACACCGCGAGUACAAAUGAAAAUGCUUUGACAACCACAAACAAGGACUUAUCAAGUCAAAUAGAAAAAUUGCAGAAGGCAUUGCAUAAUUGCCAGAUUGAACUUGAAGCAGAACGCGAUAAAAACGUCAAACAAGAAGCAAUCACAGCUGCUAAAAUUGAUGAACUAAAAUCCACAGUUGCCACCUUAGACACAACGAAUAGUUGGCUUCAAAAACUCACACAGGAACAUGAAAACACUGUUGAACGCUCUCAAGAACUGGAGGUGCAACUAAAGAAUAGCGAACAGAAGUGUGGACAACAGGAACUCAAUAUAGGUGAUCUUUCACGUAAGUUGGAAGCACUGAAUACGAAAUGUGACAGCCUCACCUCUCAGAAUGAAAUCCUGCAGAAUGAUAUAUUAUCAGCACGAACAAUAGGUUCAGAAACACAAACUGCGAUGCAAAAACUGAUCGAUGAGUUAAAUGCGCUCAAACAGACACACGCAGAUUUGCAAGCUGCCAACCAAACUGAAAGUUUGCAAGCAGCAAAUCAAAUUGAAGAACUACUGCAAAAACUUAAAAACUCUGCGAAAGAUAUAGAAGAGCUUAAAUCCCAAAAUCAGAAGACGAAAGAAGAACUAACUAAAAAACAUGAACAGUCUACAGCGUUUGAAGAACAAGUGAUAAAACACGAACUUUCAUUAAGUGAAGCCAGUAGGCAGCACGAAAACCUACAACAAAAACUUAAUACAGCUGUAGCACAAAACGAAUCAUUACAGAAUGACUUGAUGGCUCUACGUAGUUCCUCCACUGACUCUAAUGCCGAGCUGCUGAAACUCACACAAACUGCAGCCGAAAAGCAAAGUGCAUACGAAAUGCUUGUCGAUAAAACCAACAAUGAACGUUCCACGCUAGAGGGUCAACUUCAGUCUAGUCAGCAUCGUAUAGACACACUCUGUAAUCAAAUUGAGGCUCUAACACUAGAGUUAAAAUCGACAGCGGAAGAAAAUUUCAAACGUACAGAAUCACUCAAAACCGUACAAGAGAAACACGAGGCCCUUGCAUUGGAAUUUAGUGCUUCGACUAGAGAAUUAGAUAUGGUAAAGUCUAAAUGCGAAAGCUUGACAAAUCAAAACUCAUUACUGCAAAAGGACUUAGAAGCAUUACGCUUAACCUCUACAGAUGCGAAUGGAGAGGUACUUAAACUUACUGAAGAAUUAAACAGCAAACAAAAAGCUAUACAAAUACUCAACGAUGAUACUAGUGCUACACAAUUAAAACUCCAGAAUCAGAUACAGGAACUUACACAAUCCCUUGAUACUAACCAGGGUGAAACACAAAACCUGCGUAAUGAACUAGAAACAGCUUUAGAACUGAGUAAAAAACAAGAAGCAGAAUAUUUAAGUUUGAAAGCGGCAAUCCAGGAAUUGGAGACUGUAAGCACAAAUAGUGCUACCGAAAAGACACAAGUUAUUAUAGACUUGGAGCAACAACUCAAACAAGCAGAGCAAACCAAGCUAACGUUAAAUGAUGCAAUUUCCAGCUUACAAAACCAAAUUAAGCUGCUGCAAGAUGAGAUUCUGAAAUCACAAUUAGCGUUCAAGUCCAGGGAAGAGGAGCUAUUAGGAAAAGUUAAUUCCACCAAUAAUGAUAGUAAUCAAUUACAAAAGAAAUUAUCUCAAUUAGAAACUGAAUCUGAUAGCAAAUUAACAAUAUUGCAAAAUGAACAACAGGAACUUUUGCAGAAGGUGGAACAACUGACAACGCAGUUGAAAGAAAAAGACGAUCAAGUACAACAACAUAAUACCGAGUCCGCCCAACUUAAGAUUUCCCAAUCAAACAACACAGAAGAACUGAGAAAACUUGAAUCCGAAAUCGAGUCAUUAACAGAAAAAUUGACUCUAGCAAACGAUGAAGUUGUUUAUCGCACAGAGAUAACUGAAGCAGAUAAGCUUAAAAUUGAAGAAUUGAAAGGCAUGGUAGAAGCGAUUCAAGAAGCCAAUGCCGGCAUAUCAGCUACCAAUCGAGACCUCUGCAACGCUCUACAACUUAUGGAAAUGGAAAAGUGUGAAAUAGCUAAUAUAUUUGAAAUUUUUGAAAUUGAGACAGAUAAAACCAAUGAGCAUUUGAGUGGCAAAGUUUCAGGUCUGUUGCAGCAAUUAACCGAAGCGCAAAAACAAGUAACUGAUCGAGAUGAGAUUUUAGAGAACAAUAAAAAAAUGUUCCAAGCCACUGAACUUGAAAGGAAAGCUUUAAUACUUUCCGUAAGUGAAAGUCAAGCCAAAAUCCUAGAACAUGAAACUACAGUUAAAGAAAAAGAACAACUUAUAUCGACAUUAAAAGCGCAAAUAUUAGAACAAACCGAAAAGCUAAUAAAGCAUGAAGAGGUCGAACAGCAAUUGGAAGAAUAUAAGAAAGUCAUGGACGAACUCGACGACGAAAGUACGAAUUCCACCGCGAAGAUAACAGAAAUGCAAACUCAAUUGAAAAAUCUUCAAGCGGAAAAAAUUGCUUUCACUGAACGCGAAAAGAACCUAAACAUGGAAUAUAAAACUCUCGAACGUAAAAUCGAUGUUAUAGAAGCAGAGAAAGUUAAAGAAAUAAAUGCUCUGAAGGUACGCAUUAAUGACUUGCAAUCGAUUCGGCAGUUGAAGCAAAAUGGCGACAUGGAAAAUAUGACAACAGAGAGUGAUAACCUUGAAGGCAGCACUGCCCAAAUUAACUUCCUAAAUUCUAUAAUUGCAGACAUGCAGAAGAAAAACGAUACCUUAAAGGCCAAAAUUGAAGCUCUAGAAAAAUUGCCAACAGAUUUUAUGCAACCUAAUGCCUUCGAUUUGUUUACUAAACGCAAGCCGACACCACGUAAAUUUUGUGACAUUUGCGAUGAGUUCGAUAAACAUGAAACGGAAGACUGUCCAAUGCAAGCAGAUGAACGUGAUUCGCCUACGCCUAUUUCGGAAGCAAAUAAUAAUGAUCCUGCGAAAAAGGAACGAAAAUUACCAGAGCCACGAAAAUAUUGUGAUGCUUGUGAAGUUUUUGGACACGAAACUGGUGAAUGCGUUGAUGAUGAAUGUUACUAAACUACUUGAAAUUUUUGUUUGAUAGCGUUCAAAUUUGUUAUUUGUUAUUAAUUUUAUAUAAACUUAACUUUAUUUCAUAGUAACUUGCCGCGUAUGUGAUCAGGUCUAAGGAACUUUGUUAUAUGUUAUUAUCGAAUUCCCUAUUUUUUUGAACUUAUAUUUAAGCAUAAAUACAUAAAUACAUAAUGUAAAUUCACUUCAGCUAUUAAAGUGAAGUUAGGCGAAAUUUUAUUUAUUAAUUUUAAAUUGUAAUUAAAUUGCGUUGUGAACUUUAUUCUUAUGUAUUAUUGAAAUAAAAUUGAAUUUAACUAUUUUGAGAUGUACUUUACCUAAAUAUAAUUCAAAACCUAUUAUA